This is a messenger RNA of Bicyclus anynana (squinting bush brown), 7125 nucleotides long. RefSeq lists its product as uncharacterized. NCBI's taxonomy places the organism in Eukaryota, Metazoa, Arthropoda, Insecta, Lepidoptera, Nymphalidae. The record is from RefSeq and is a predicted model, not a curated record. The coding region runs from base 302 to 4147 and encodes 1281 amino acids. Gene Ontology annotation, cellular component: nucleus. The transcript has 6 exons. Gene Ontology annotation, molecular function: RNA polymerase II cis-regulatory region sequence-specific DNA binding; DNA-binding transcription activator activity, RNA polymerase II-specific. Gene Ontology annotation, biological process: regulation of transcription by RNA polymerase II.
ACUCUCAUCACGAUCACAAGGAGACGACAUCUCGCCGCGCGAGGUUGUCGUUCCCGCGAAAGAUGCGCAUCAAACACGAGUGACUGAUACAUAUAAAUUAUAAGUGCCUUACAGCUUUUAAGUGUUUAUUAGACUAUUUUAUAAGAAAAAACAAUCUGUGUUAAAUUCAAGUUGUCGUGAUAAGUGAGAGACUGGAAGGAGAAUUCGGAAUUUGGACUUUUUGUUAUAAUUAUUUCACUGUUGUCCGAUAGCGUGAAAAUUAUCCACGAUUGGGCGUCGCCGCGGUCGCGCGUCGCGGGCCAUGCAGGGAGCCGCCACUGCGCCUGCGCCCCCCGCGGCCGAGCCGCCUACGUCACAACAAAUCAAAACAGAGGAUAUCAGCGAGGCCAAAGUUGACACCGAUCAAGAAGACAUGAAGAUCGAACACCACGAGACGCGAGCGACGCGGACGACGAGUAUCGACAGCGAUAAUCGCUCGGAUAGAAGCGAUGAGGAAGACUGUAGAAGAGCGAGGAAAAGAGCGGCGUCAACGUCCCCGUCUCCAAUACCGUUGGACAAGAGGACAGCGCGAUUCGAGUGUCAGAAAUGCUAUCAGCGCUUUGACUCUAUUAACGCCUUCGAUCUCCAUCGAUUCACGGCGCACAGUGACGACAACAGAACCGGUUUCGAUGACUACAUCGAUUAUUCUGGAAAGAAGUAUCGAGAUAUACACAGUCCCCAUAUCUCAAUAUCGGAACAACGGUUCCGUUGCGAACACUGUUUGCGCGACUUCCCGUCGGGACAAAUACUGAAUAUCCACAGGAAAACAUGCACUGCGGCUACCAGAAUAUCCAGCCCGGAUCGCGAUCGCAGAGACGAUUUCUUCGCGAAACUUGAUCUUAGAAAUAGACCAUUAGGUAUCCCUGGUACCUUGACCCCACCGAUGGAUCGCUUUACGCCAAAGUUCGAUGACGGGCAUCUUUCUAACGGUAUAAGACACAUCGAUGCAGCGCGAGAUUUAGCUGACAUACAGUCUAUUCUAAAUGUUACAUCCGCUGGCAGCCUCUUAGAAAGAUUAACAGGAACUAGAGUAGCCCUUGAAAGUGCGGUAUUAACUCCACCCGAUACUGUAAUUAAAGAUCGUGAUCAAGAAGAAACUCAAGAUAAUUUUGCAGCUGAAUUCAGGCGUAUGAAACUGCGUGGUGAGUUUCCAUGUAGGCUUUGUCCUGCUAAAUUUCCAAACCUAAGAGCCUUAAAAGGACACAACAGAGUACAUCUAAGCGGCACUGGACCUGGGCCUUAUCAGUGCAACAUGUGUCCUCAUGCAUCUUUAGAUAAAGCAGCUUUGGUAAGGCAUAUGCGCACACAUAAUGGAGACAGACCGUACGAAUGCGCUGUGUGCAACUAUGCAUUUACUACAAAAGCAAAUUGUGAACGUCAUUUACGCAACAGGCACGCCAAAAUCACGAGAGAAGACGUCAAACGUUCAAUUAUUUAUCAUCCAUCAGAGGAUCCAAACAAUGAUGAAGUGAACUCUAAACUUGCACGAGAAGAAGUCAAAAGAUCGCUGGCCUUCCACACACCUGAGAUCGAAAGACGUAGUGAACCUACAGGUCGGAAUACACCAUUGACUCAUUACACUCCCACUUUCAUAACUGAUAGACAUCCAGUAACAGCUCUCACAAAAGCUUUGCCCGAUUCACCUACAUUAACAGCUAGAGAAGGCGAAAAUCCCAUGCCCAGAAUAAAGGUAAAAGGUAUAGGGCAACUUACGCAAAUACCGGAGUACCGUCCUCCUGAAGUAGCUUUUAAGCCUAAUGAUAUUCCCCUGGAAAAUUACAACGAAGCUCCAGUAGAUCUCAGCACAAGUGAUAACAACAGUUGUGAUGUUUUAGAUCUUAGUAAGAAAAAGCGUGACACGGAUGAUGAUGAACCAAAACCUCCCCCACGCCCAACUUUCGAUAGUACAGCUGCUGCCACUGCGGCUGCUUCGGCGUUCGAAAAAACAAGAUUACUACUAGCUCAACAAAGACUUUUCGAAUCCUCUCUACCUAAAAUCGAUCCUGCAUACUAUGCAACUCAACUAUCUCAACUUUAUGCCAGUUCUGUACCUGGGCUACCAGGUUUGCCAUUGCCACCUUCUUUCCCUAUCAAUCCUUAUUUUCUUCAAACAUCUUUUUUUCCCCACCCAACUGACUCUCAAGAAAUAGCGGAAAUAAAGCAACGGAUACAGAAGGAAAUAAUCCGUGGUCUAAGUAUGUCCGGUGGCAGAAUCGUGACAAAUGAACCCGAAACUCAGCCAAAACAAGAGCCAGAAGACGAGGAUCAAAAACCUAUUCAAGUUGAUACAUGUCCGACUCCGCCGCCGCGCCCUGAAUCUCCACGCCCUUUAAACAACAACGUGCCUCAAAAUGAUUCUGUAAAAAUGGUGAUAAAGAACGGUGUGCUUAUGCCAAAACAGAAACAAAGGCGUUAUCGCACUGAACGACCAUUUUCUUGCUCCCAGUGUUCGGCGAGAUUUACAUUAAGAUCUAACAUGGAGCGCCAUGUAAAACAGCAGCACCCUCAACACUGGAGCGUCAGACGACCAACGCCGAGAGCUCCUCCACCUUAUCCUUCAUCUGAUACUUUAGCUGACAGAGUGAAGUAUGCAUUAUUGGCUCGUCAUUUAGAAAGACCUUUACAGUCCGAUCGCUCUCCAGUCAGGAGAGACUCAGAUGAAGUUGCCGAUAAUGAAGAAGAUGAAGACGAUGCAUUAGUUAUAGACGAGGAACCAGAAGAUAGGAAACCUGAAGAUAAUACGGCCGCCCAUCGUGCUGCAGCAGAAAUUCUCAUGGCGUCACGCCAACAGGAACUCAACAAAGAUUUUGAUCUUAAAAUCGCAGGAAAUCUUAUAAACAAACCGAUUCCUAUCACAGCUGAGAAAGCAGAUACUGAGACAGUUUCUGUCUCGAAUCAAGAACCCCUACUAUCUGUUGUGCCUACGCGUAGCGAUGAGGAAGAAGACGAGGAAGGCUUGGUCGCCUCAACUAGCGAGGGAAAUAACUCCGGAAGCGAUGAAAAUAAGUCAGAGUCCGACACGGGUACCCAGCCACCGAAAAAGAAGUCCGCUUACAGUUUAGCACCAAACCGAGUCUCCUGUCCAUACUGCCACCGCAAAUUCCCUUGGUCCUCCUCCCUUCGGAGACACGUCCUCACGCACACCGGCCAAAAGCCUUUCAAGUGUCCCCACUGUCCCCUUCUCUUUACCACCAAAUCCAACUGCGACCGCCACUUAUUGAGGAAACACGGGGGAUCUGCCAAAGCGAUAUUAGCGGAGCCCAUUCAAGAUAUCAAUCCGCCUCAGAAUGACAGAUCAGUGCCCGAUCGGCCUUACAAAUGCGCGUCAUGCCCCACAAGCACUUUCUCGUCAAUGGAUACAUUGAAGAAGCAUAUGUCCUCGCGUCAUGCGGUGGGAGAUUCACAGCCUUGCUCCCCGAAUCCAGAAAUUGAUGAUACUGAUGCCAGUUUGGUUUUCAAGUGCCAUUUGUGCGAAGCUUCCUUUGGGGACAGGACGGGCGCGUUGGGGCAUUUGUCGUCGGCGCAUUCUGCUGAGUACGAGCAGUUAGUGAGCAAGGGUGCUCUGGACGUGGCGAGCGACCGCAGCGAAAGCGCCGAUGAUGAUGAACGGGGGAAGUUUCCAGAUCACGCUAAUAGAAAGGUCGUAUGCGCUUUCUGCAUCCGUCGCUUCUGGUCGGCCGAGGACUUGCGUCGUCACAUGCGGACGCACUCGGGCGAGCGUCCAUUCGCCUGCGACCUGUGCAGACGCCGGUUCACGCUGAAGCACAGCAUGCUCCGGCACAGGAAGAAGCACAGGGAAGACACAGAUGACGAGGAAUCCUCACCGAGGGACGACGCUAACACUAAUGGAUACUGCUAUCAAGAAGACGACUCCGGCAACGAGAUCCCAACCAACGUAAACAACAACAACUCGCCCCCAGCGGCACCUUACGACAAGAAACUGAAACUCCAGAUGACGUCACGCAAAUACUCCUCAGAGGCUGAAAACGACGCCGAAAAUGGCGGGGACCUCAUCGGAAAGCUCCUCGGCAUCCCAGACAAGACUAUCAUCAACAAGCUCCUGUCCUCCGCGGACGAGGCGGCCAAGUUCCUCGGGGUGAAGAAAUGAGAAUACGCUUUAGUCCUCGUCACACCAGCUAGGCUUAUUCUAGCGCCGCGAGGACUAAAAGUUCCAUUUUCAAAACCGAACGCUGCUGCCGAGACCAAGUCAUGUACAACGCCAUCUACCAACGAAUAGCUGUAUUAACAUUAGUUGUAUUAUUUCGCUACUAGCCGACUACUGCUAUCUACCAAUGAAUAGGUUUAUGAAUUUUACUGAAAACUUAAGCUGGAUAUGCUCGGUAACUUUCGCUUGGAUAUUAUAAAUAUCGCUCUUGAAAAGUUUUGUAUACUUUAGUCUAUUGGAUGAAAAAAACACGUGUAACCAAUUUAAUAUUGGAAUAAUAAAUAAUUUUUAAUUACUUAAACGAUUUGAACAUAUUUUGCACUGUAGAAAAUAAGUUAUACAGUUUUAACUAGUAUCCAAAACUACAACGCCAUCUAUCAACGAUUAGAUAUUAUUGUAUUUUGUAAAAAUCCGCUUAACAUCGUCUCUAAGUUUUACACAUAAAAAAUUAUACUGUCAAAUUAUUUUAUUUUAUAAAAUGACUCUGUAAAUAAGGAUUUAUUUUUAAGAUACGUAGGUGCCUUUAGAUGCCUUAGUAUAGUGUAAACCGUCCUAUAAUGCCUUGUUUUAGGUACUACUUGUAUAUAAUAUUAAAAAUUGUGGGUGUCACCAACGAAUAUUUUUAGUGCCAGUUUUUUAAGUACACUGUCAAGUGUCAUAAUUUUUUUAUGACGCUGAAAUAUUAACGUUCUAUCUGUGUGUUUAUAUAUUAUAAAGUUAGUCGAAAGUUUACAUAGAUUUUUAUAAAUUCAAACACAAACAUUACUAUACAAUUUUUCAGAUUGAUGAAAAUGACUUUCACUUUGAGACUUAUGUCUAAUGUUUGUGGUGAGUUUAAUAUUGUAAUUUAACUAGUAACUAUACCUUCGACACGUUUGCAUUUUCAUCUAGUCCCAUCUUAUUCACGUUUUUAUGACUCAAUCACGUUAAUGAUAUCACCAUUACUUAUUUUUAUAGUUGUGAGUUUCAGCCAAAAAUCUUUUCGCAAAUCCAAAAUUUUCUAGUCAAUUUUCUCUAAAAUAAAAAUUUGAAUUAAAUAUAACCAAAUGUCAGUUACAUUUUACAUUCACUUUUACAUUAUGAGUAAGAUACUUUAAUGUUUGAUAGUUAUUCAAUAAGCUUGAUACAGGAAGACGUUAUUACCCUUAAGAGUCUUGCUAGUGGUAUGGGGUCUAUGCCCCAUAUCACUCCAGGGAUAAUAACAUCUUACUGACCUCAUACCAUAAUAUUCUACCAAUGAAUAGUUGUAUAAUCGGUAUAGCAGUAGCAACAUUAAAAUGUAAGUAGGUUUGAGUAGAUAUUCGAUCUAGCGUUACAUUUUUUACUAUAUCUUUUAUGCCUUCAAUUACUACACCGCAUUGGUUUGACUGGAAUAAGGAAUAAGUAUCUACGUACGUUAGCAAUUACUUUUAAGUUCUAUUUUAUUUUUCUCAUAUUUUUGGUCUUUUUAAAAAUUGUUAUUAUGAAUUUCUAACUUUUAUUUAAUUUCAGUUUUAACCACCUUUAUCAAAUAUCUGUUAAUUUAUCUAAUUAUUUUCAAACAAACUAAGUACGUACUAAUACACAGACAGCUUCUGGACAGCUGUGUAUAAACGAAAACAUAUUUUAGUCAAUUCAAUGCAUAUGAUAGACACUAUAUAUAUAAAUAUGUAUAUAUUAUAUACCUAGUAGGUAUUACCGUUUUGUAUUUGUAAAUAACAAAUGUAUCUAAGUCUAAAAUCUUAAAUAGUUUUGUGUUGUAGGGUAAAACUUUUGUUUGCUCAAAUCCAUGGCAUUUCUUUAUGACAAAGACUAAUUGCUUGUAAGAAAGUUUAGGAUCUCUUUUAUUAUAAACUUGUAUAGCUUAAUGUAAACCAAAGGAGUCGGUGAAUUUUUGUUUACCGUGAACGAAGUAAUUUUUGAUAUUUUUUUAAGAAUAAUAAUGUUUUAUUAGAAUUAUUCAGAGUUAUUUUAUUUCCGUUUUUAAGUAUAUUGCAUACAUGGUGCAUUAUUAUUAUGUUAUGGGUUUAAAACUCGAUAUGAAAUAAUUAGUUUAGUCUUAGUAAUGUUCAGUCUCCUACGUGGAUCGACGAAUCAUACGCUAGAAUAUACCUAAGUUCGAAUUUUGCUUUGUAUUAUAAAAGAUGCUACACUAUAAACCAAAUACAAAAUAUAAGACAUAGUUAUUUUAGAUGAUGUAUAUUAUAUAAUUACAUAUUUUUAAUUAAGUCAAUAAAUUUACUAAUGUAACAUCUCUUGCAUAAGCAAUAAUUAUCUAAAUUAGUUAAUUUUGUCAUGGCUAUUUAAACUAGUUCGUAUUAUUGUAGCUUAAAAUUAAUAGAAACAAUAAUAAUUAGUAUUGUUAUUUUAAAUUUCGAUAUCCUGCUUAAUGUCAAUUAUAGUUAGACGGAAUGGAAAAGUUUCAAAUUAUGUAAAUUAUACUUUCCUUCCAAUUUGGAAAUAAUUAUUAUUAUUAAAAUAAAUGAUUAAUUUGCUGCACUUUUAUUGUCAGUAAUAAAGUUAAAUGGAUAAUAAAAUGUAAUGAUACCUGUGCUUAUAAUAAUAAUUAUAUCAAUGUAUACUUACAUAAAAUAUUAUAAAAGAUAAGUUUAGACAUUAAAUUAUCGUACUUAUUUAGAUAUAAUUUUAAAUUAAGGUUUAUUUAUAAGAUGUGGCAACACCGCUUGGCCUUUCAAAAGUAGUUCGUGUGUUUUAAUAUAUUACUGUUAUUUAAGAAGUUUACUGUUAAAAAUAAAUUAAAAUUUACCAACAUUAUGCAUGAUUAAAUGGUAAUAAUUAUAGUUAUUAUUCAUUAUCAUAGAACGUGUAUUUACUAUUUCACUUUUGCCUCUCUUAAAUAUUUUUUUGCAAUACGAGUGUCGUUUUAAAAACGUUUUUUGUGAAAUAUAUUAUGGUGGAUUAAUAAAGAAAUACUGCUUUUA